UCGGACGUUGGUUGGUCGGGAAAUGUCUGUUUACAAAAUUCAAGUAUUGACGAUAAAUUAAUGUCGGGCUUCCAUCACAAUUUCCUAUUGUCAAUUAUGAUUUGCCAAUGCUGAAUAAUUGAUGCUCAACACUCACCGUCUCGAUCUGUUAUUCGUGUUUCGUAGUGUGGUCCUGGCAUUGUUCUAUGGUACCGGGUCAGUUUCCAUUCCUUAACCUAAUUGUUUUCGUUCUUUUCACAUUCAUUUUUGUGUUGACGGGUCGUGCGUAUCCGCUCUUCCGCUCAGUACAAUUAUACAUCGUUUUAUUCGGAGUCGCGUUUUGGUUUUUGAAAUUUUUACAGAUAUUUAAUUUUCAAACACCUAACUAAGUAACAAAAAUGGGUGACGCAGUAAAAGGAGCCAAAGUAUUCCAAACAAAAUGCUCUCAAUGCCACACGGUGGAGUCGGGCGGCAAACACAAAGUUGGACCCAACUUGAACGGUUUAUUUGGACGUAAAACCGGUGAAGCUGCUGGUUAUACUUAUACUGAUGCCAAUAAACGAAAGGGUAUCACAUGGAAUGAAAAAACAUUAUUUGAGUACUUAGAAAAUCCCAAGAAAUAUAUACCUGGCACCAAAAUGGUGUUUGCUGGCAUUAAGAAAGAAGAUGAAAGAAAAGACCUUAUUGCUUAUUUGAAAAAAGCUACCAAGUAAUGUCAGUACCUAUGACAAUACUAUAAUAAAUUUAACUAUGAGUAAAACCACGUUAUUAAUUUUUUUUUAUUAUUAUUCCCAGUUAUUAUACUGUAUAAUUUGUACACUUUUUAAACUAAAUUAUUUCUUGUUUAAAUUUAUUUGUUAUACAGUGUUGUAGAGUCAAAUAUCAAAUGCUUCAGAAUUAAUGCCUUAUAAAAUGUAUGUCAUAAGACGAGGUUUAAAGAUUAGUGAUAAAGCUUUAUAACUAGAAUUAAAAAUACUGAUAGAUAGUCAUUGACGUAAAAUUACUAUUUAUUAUUCAUUGGCAAAUAGUAUUAAUUAAAUUUAGUAAUAUUUUAUA
Metopolophium dirhodum (rose-grain aphid) is the source of this 1035-nucleotide messenger RNA. RefSeq names its product cytochrome c-like. Gene Ontology annotation, molecular function: electron transfer activity; heme binding. Bases 378 to 692 code for a protein of 104 amino acids. NCBI's taxonomy places the organism in Eukaryota, Metazoa, Arthropoda, Insecta, Hemiptera, Aphididae. Gene Ontology annotation, biological process: mitochondrial electron transport, ubiquinol to cytochrome c; mitochondrial electron transport, cytochrome c to oxygen. The transcript has 4 exons. The record is from RefSeq and is a predicted model, not a curated record. Gene Ontology annotation, cellular component: mitochondrial intermembrane space.